This is a messenger RNA of Caenorhabditis elegans, 1077 nucleotides long. It is a transcript of the gene try-14, whose product is annotated as Peptidase S1 domain-containing protein. The record is from RefSeq and is marked reviewed. Gene Ontology annotation, cellular component: extracellular region. Gene Ontology annotation, molecular function: serine-type endopeptidase activity. Lineage: Eukaryota; Metazoa; Nematoda; Chromadorea; Rhabditida; Rhabditidae. The coding region runs from base 28 to 867 and encodes 279 amino acids. Gene Ontology annotation, biological process: proteolysis. The transcript is spliced from 8 exons.
UCAUUCGAAUCAUUUGAUCGAAAGAAGAUGUUUCGAGCGGUCAUCGUUUCCUCUCUACUUGCAUUCGUGUUUUCAAUGUACAUUGCGGACCCGGCAAAAUGGGAACGCCAUCAGUACUUGGUGAAGGUACUCACUAAGGAUACCAAACUGAAGAAUAUCUCAACUUGCACGGGAACUCUUUUGUCUCCAUCCGUUGUGCUAACCAGCUCGAAAUGUUUCCCAGACACCAGAAAGAACCUUAUUGCACAAGCUAUUAUCAAAAAGAAGGAUUCCUCUGCUACCAUGAACAAAGCAAUGCUUGCUGUGAAAAUUGACGGCGACUUGGCUCUGAUGAAAAUCGAUGCGGUUAAUGAAGAUCAUUUUUGCGAUAAGGAGCCACACCCACCAAGAGUUGCACGGCUCAACUUCAAACCAAGCUUGACUGAUGCUACUUACCGUACAAUUGUGCCAAGGGAUCUUCAAGAUUCCAAAUGUAGAGUGAUUGGAUUUGAAACUACGGAAGAUGUGGAAGACUUCGCUACUUCACACAAAGUCCAAGUAUUGGAUCUUGAUGUUCACGCUGACACAGAAAAUCUCAUGUUCUCAGAAGUUAACAGUAACUCUACAGGUCGUGUUUGCUGGGAUGAUAUAGGAGCACCACUGGAAUGUGUUCUGGAUGUAGAAAACAAUAAAUAUGUUCAAGUAGGAAUUGUUUCUGGUCUCUACGGGCGUGAGAUGGACAAGGAAGACAACAGCACAAUGGUGGUUGUCAACUGCUCAGAAGUUCAGACCAUGCAAUUUGUUGUCUUUAGCGACAAUACAUUUGUCCAUGCUAUUGAGAAUGUGGACAAGGCUAGCGUUUUUGAAGCACAGGACAAAUGCUUCUAAUUUAAAUUCCACUUUUUCAUUCUUCAUUCCCUUUGAAAUAAAUGUUUUUAUGAUGCAAUAAACACUUGUUGGUCCCUUAUAACGUAUUGAUUUUCGUGUGCACAUUUUGUGUUUGCUCUGUACUUCUAUUCUUACGUUUGCAUCUUUCAUUCUAUCCUUUGGUUUCAAUUAAAAUUGUUGCAAAAACCUAAAUGAACAUCGGUCUUUUUC